AUGGCUCCACGAAUGCUUUCCGAGGGCGCCCUGGGGGGCAUCGCCCAGAUCACCCCCUCGCUGUACCUGAGCAGGGGCAGCGUCGCCUCCAACCGGCACCUGCUGCUCUCCCGGGGCAUCACCUGCAUCAUCAACGCCACCAUCGAGAUCCCCAACUUCAACUGGCCCCAGUUUGAGUACGUCAAAGUGCCUUUGGCUGACAUGCCCAACGCCCCCAUCUCCCUGUACUUCGACAGCGUGGCCGACAAGAUCCACAGCGUGGCGCGGAAACACGGGGCCACCCUGGUGCACUGCGCCGCCGGCGUCAGCCGCUCGGCCACGCUCUGCAUCGCCUACCUGAUGAAGUACCACAAGGUCUCCCUCUUCGAGGCCUACAACUGGGUGAAGUCGCGGCGCCCGGUCAUCCGGCCCAACGUGGGCUUCUGGAGGCAGCUGAUAGACUACGAGAGGAAGCUGUUUGGGAAGACGUCGGUUAAAAUGGUACAGACACCCUAUGGCAUCAUCCCAGACGUUUAUGAGAGGGAGAGGAGACCCCUGAUGCCUUACUGGGGAAUUUAAAGGGACUGCAGACGAUGGGAAGCACAACGGAAGGGACACGCUGUUCUGAGUCAACCAGACUGGAGCCUUUCCCUUCUCCUUCCACAGCCAACUUUUGGUUCUUUACCAUACAGCAGAACCUCAAUUCUCACCUCACCAACCUGCAAGGCCAACGAUUCCCUUUGAAGCGUUUCUCUCUAUGGGGAUUUCGCAUCCACAUCUCUGAGUUAGCAGAACCAGGUCUCCCUAUGAGUUUAUCCCUCCCAUAAAGCUCCCUCCCCUUUUUAGGCAGUCGAUUAGGACCCUCCAAGGAACAGCCCACGAGGCGUUUGGCAGAGUCGACGACCCAAGUGCGCUUUGUGCCGCGGUAG
Acanthisitta chloris (rifleman) is the source of this 908-nucleotide messenger RNA. RefSeq names its product dual specificity phosphatase 14 (gene DUSP14). The transcript has a single exon. Lineage: Eukaryota; Metazoa; Chordata; Aves; Passeriformes; Acanthisittidae. The record is from RefSeq and is a predicted model, not a curated record. Gene Ontology annotation, biological process: protein dephosphorylation. Gene Ontology annotation, molecular function: MAP kinase tyrosine/serine/threonine phosphatase activity. Gene Ontology annotation, cellular component: cytoplasm. The coding region runs from base 1 to 558 and encodes 185 amino acids.